AUGGCGGCGCCCGUACAGGCACAUGUAGAUGAGGAGGAAGCAGGACAUGAGCCGAGGCUUCGAGACACCCCCGAAGACAUUUCCCUUGAGGCAGCAGCAAACACCAUUGCCUUUCACCCUAGCCAGGAUAUCAUAGCUGCUGGAGAUGUGGAUGGUGAUGUCUAUGCGUAUUCAUUUUCCUGUCUGGAAGGUGGGAACAAAGAGCUUUGGUCCUCAGGGCAUCAUCUGAAAUCCUGCCGGGAAGUGUCCUUUUCUCAUGAUGGACACAAGCUCUUCACAGUAUCCAAGGAUAAAUGCAUUCAUAUCCUGAAUGUGGAGGAGGGCCGUCUGGUUACACGCUUUUCCAAGGCGCACAACUCCGCCUUGAAUAGCCUGCUGGUGAUAGAUGAGCAUUUGUUUGCCACGGGAGAUGACAGUGGGGAAUUGAAAGUGUGGGACUUGCGCAAGGGGACCUCCGUCAUGGAGAUGAAGCGGCAUGAAGAGUACAUCAGCGACAUGGCUCUAGAUGGGAACAAGAAGCUGCUGCUGACCGCCAGUGGUGAUGGGACCAUGGGAGUCUUCAACAUCCGAAGGCGGCGCUUUGAGCUGCUCUCUGAACCUCAGAACGGAGACCUGACAGCCGUCGCUCUGGUGAAGAGAGGAAAGAAAGUGGUCUGCGGCUCCAGCGAGGGAACCAUUUACCUCUUCAACUGGGGUGGUUUCGGUGCUACCAGUGACCGUUUUGCCUUGAAGGUGGAGUCCAUCGAUUGCCUGGUCCCUGUCACAGACAGCAUCGUGUGUACAGGCUCCACUGACGGCGUCAUCAGGGCCGUGAACAUCCUACCCAAUCGGGUGAUAGGCAGCGUCGGGCAGCACAUAGGGGAACCCAUUGAGCAGCUGGCCAAGUGUCCCACCAGCCCCUUCUUGGCCAGCUGCGGCCACGACCAGAAGGUCAAGUUCUGGGACAUUUCUUCCCUCAGUUCAGUGGUUGUGGAUGACUACAGGAAAAAGAAGAAAAGCGGUCAGCUGAAAUCCUUGAGCAGCAAAGCCAUCGGUACUGGGGAAGAUUUCUUUGCGGGUUUGAGAGAAGAGGUGGCAGGCCCGGAGAAGGAAGACGACCACAGUAGUGACACCGAUAGUGACUGA
This is a messenger RNA of Euleptes europaea (tarantolino), 1125 nucleotides long. RefSeq names its product WD repeat domain 55 (gene WDR55). The record is from RefSeq and is a predicted model, not a curated record. The coding region runs from base 1 to 1125 and encodes 374 amino acids. Lineage: Eukaryota; Metazoa; Chordata; Lepidosauria; Squamata; Sphaerodactylidae. The transcript has 8 exons. Gene Ontology annotation, molecular function: protein binding.